GUUUAGAUCCGACACGGCUUCUAAAUAAAGUUAAUAAACAACCGCGUUCCAUCAUCCUCAAUUCCGCGAGCUUUCUCCCUCUUUCUCCCAUUUUCAUACCCUAGAUUUCUAGAGGUUUUUCUACGAUUCCGAUGGCAGACAAGCCACUAACUGCUGACAUGAUUGCUCUCACUGAGAAAAAAAUGGACAUGAGUUUAGAUGAGAUUAUCAAGAUGUCUAAGAAAACUUCAUCUGAAAGGAGAAGGCACCGAGCCCCGAUAAAAUCUCGAGGGACUUUCGGCAACAACACUUCCCAGCGACAGGGAACCUUCAAGCUCCAGCAGUUUGUGGAUUCAAGAUCUUCUAUUAGACAAGGUGUGCUUGCACAAAGAAGGUCAAAUUUUCAUGGAAACCAGUUCCCUGUGACUAAGGAGGCAGGAACAAAUGCUUUGAAUAGACCUACUCACAACAGGGCGGUUAACUGGAGCAAGCCAAGGUUUGCAAUUGCACCAGUUCCGAAAAAGACUGCUGAAAAAAACAUAUCUGGGAAGGAUAAGGCAAUAAUGGCUAAGCCAAGGCCUCAUACCUUAGAUGCCCUCUUUGCAAGCAUGAAAGAGCAGAGGAUGGUGGAAACAAGUGUCAAUGGCCGGCAGGCUCCAAGGAGACGACGAGGUCAAAAACAACGGCAACAUGGUAGAGUUGGGGCUCCACCUGUCCGUGUAGCGCGUCCAUUUUGGAAACUUAACUAGAUGAUCCAAUCGUUAUCACAAUAUCAUCAGCUUCCAUUGCCUAGGGAUGUUUCACUGUUACAUUUUGAAGCAGCAAUAGUUCCAUUAUGAUACUUAUCUUUCAGGAUUGAGCUGCUGCCACUGAAUCCAUUUAAGUGUUGCCGCACCUGCUAAACAGCACUUGGACCUUCAAUUAAUUGAGCAAGAAUUUUCCUAAUGUAUUACCUCAGUUUGGUUUGCUAGUGUUCUGGCCUCAAGCCAUCAACCAAGUUUUCAUUGAAUAACUGAUCAAAGUGAACUGCAUUAUUAUGUUAUGAAUCAAAGCUUGCUCUCAGUGAUUGGUUUUUGUUUGAAAA
Dioscorea cayenensis subsp. rotundata (Guinea yam) is the source of this 1063-nucleotide messenger RNA. RefSeq lists its product as uncharacterized. The coding region runs from base 132 to 728 and encodes 198 amino acids. The record is from RefSeq and is a predicted model, not a curated record. The transcript is spliced from 7 exons. NCBI's taxonomy places the organism in Eukaryota, Viridiplantae, Streptophyta, Magnoliopsida, Dioscoreales, Dioscoreaceae.